AGAUUCAAAACCAGGCCGGCCUUAGCUUGCAUGCAAGCAAAGACAUCUUAUCCGUUACUUGUGUUCCUCUUCCCCCAACAAGUAUCUCUCUUUAACUAUAUUAUGCAUCUCCCUCAAAUAAGCCAUCAAUCCAUCACAAACUCUUUGUUAUUACUAUACAUUGCUGUUCAUAAAACAAGAAUAGCCAACACCAAGCUAGCCAAUUGCCUAUAAAACAUGAGGCAAUAUUCUGCGUCUCGUCGAACUGCUCCAGAUCCUACAAUGCCACCUGUAUUGGUAGAUCCAAGGGCAGAUGCUUGGGAACAUCAAGAGUUAGAAAAAGUCAAAUUGCGGUUUGAGAAGCUGAAUAACAUAAUUGCUGAAUGGGAGGCUGACAAGAAAAACAAAGCAAAACAGCAGUACGAAAGAAUUGAGGCUGAAUUGGAAGAGAAAAGGGCAAGAGCUUUGCAGCAUUACAAGGAAGAGAUCGCAAGGAUAGAAAGCAUAUCAGGAGAAGCAAAAGCUCAAGAGGAGGAUAAUAUGAAAAGGGAAGAGCAGAAGGUGAAGGAGAAGGCUAACCAAUUAAGAUAUACUGGCAGGCUCCCUGAACAAACAUGUUUUAUUUGCUAGCUACAUAUAUACUCUCAUCUAUAUCUCUAUCUAUACACACCAUACAAGUAUAUAUAUCUAUCUAUAUUGAUGCCCAAAAAAAAAAAUAUCUAUCUAUAUUGUG
Molecule: messenger RNA, 712 nt
Organism: Ipomoea triloba (trilobed morning glory)
Lineage: Eukaryota; Viridiplantae; Streptophyta; Magnoliopsida; Solanales; Convolvulaceae
Product: remorin 4.1-like
Exons: 4
Coding region: 217-609 (130 amino acids)
Source: RefSeq, a predicted model, not a curated record